AUGGGGAAACAUCUGGGCAGAUGCUGGUUGGCCAUCGUCUGUGUCCUGCUGUUCAGCCAGCUGUCCGCGGUCCAGGCGAGAGGCAUAAAGCACAGAAUCAAGUGGAAUAGGAAGGCCUUGCCCAGUACCUCCCAGGUCACGGAGGCGCACAAGGCAGAGAUCCGCCCCGGGGCGUUCAUCAGGCAAGGCCGAAAGCUGGAUAUUGACCUGGGAGCCGAGGGCAACAGGUACUACGAGGCCAACUACUGGCAGUUCCCCGACGGGGUCCACUACAACGGCUGCUCGGAGGCCAACGUGACCAAGGAGAAGUUUGUGAGCGGCUGCAUCAACGCCACGCUGUUGGCCAACCCGGAGGAGCUGUCCCGUGAGAAACAGGACAACAAGCUGUACCAGCGGGUCCUGUGGCGGCUGAUCAGGGAGCUCUGCUCAGUCAAGCACUGCGAUUUUUGGUUGGAGAGGGGCGCGGGACUUCGGGUCGGCGUCGACCUGCCCAUGCUGCUCUGCCUGCUGGUUUUCAUUUGGUUGAUCAUGAAAUAA
This is a messenger RNA of Neomonachus schauinslandi (Hawaiian monk seal), 537 nucleotides long. RefSeq names its product prion like protein doppel (gene PRND). Gene Ontology annotation, cellular component: membrane. Bases 1 to 537 code for a protein of 178 amino acids. The transcript has a single exon. The record is from RefSeq and is a predicted model, not a curated record. NCBI's taxonomy places the organism in Eukaryota, Metazoa, Chordata, Mammalia, Carnivora, Phocidae. Gene Ontology annotation, molecular function: copper ion binding. Gene Ontology annotation, biological process: intracellular copper ion homeostasis; protein homooligomerization.